Messenger RNA from Diceros bicornis minor, 1717 nucleotides. Its product is annotated as centrosomal protein kizuna-like. Gene Ontology annotation, cellular component: centrosome. Lineage: Eukaryota; Metazoa; Chordata; Mammalia; Perissodactyla; Rhinocerotidae. Gene Ontology annotation, biological process: spindle organization. The record is from RefSeq and is a predicted model, not a curated record.
AUGGCCUCUUUGGAUGGUGAAAUUGCAAUAUCCUCUAAGGUUGCAAUGCAGGCAGGGAUUAACUUGGGGACAGCUGUGUCAAGAGGAUUGUAUCAACCAGCAACAAUCUUUAUGGGCCGCCAAAUGUCAGCCAUCUCAAGCGCUGGAGAUGUUAGUACAGAGCAGAAAUCUCCUCAACCCACGAAGAACUUCAGAACAAUUCCUGACCCAUGUUCACAGCAACAGACAGCCCAGAGCAGUGAUGUGACAGACAGCUAUGUAGUCUGCACUAAUAGUGGCACACAGUGCUUAAAUAAGUCUGACAAAAUAGAUGGAAGGACAUCUCUUCAGAUUGAUGAGAAAAUGCCAGUCACAGCCAGCCCAUUGUCUGAGGAGGAACAGACUCAUUGCUUGGAGAUAGGAAGCAACUCACGUCACGGCAAGAGUAAUUUAUCUGAAAGCAGAAAGUCUGCUGAACUCCAUUCCCUGUUACGGGGAAGAUUACGUCCAGGGAGCAGAACCACUGAUUUAAAGUGUGACAGUUCCAGCAGAUCAGGGGCAUCAGAGGGAGAAAUACUGACACGGGAACAUAUUGAAGUCAAGGAAGACAGUGCCAGACUACCAGUCGCUCCGAUAUCCGUCUCAGAAUACUGUGCAUCUGAAAGGAAGUGUUCUCAAGAGAAGCAUUCUGCUCAGGAAGGUUUCUCAGAUCAUCCUCCUCACGGGGACCCCGAGGCACAGAAGCCCUUCAGGAAAAUGCAGCAACAGCAGGAAGAGGAAAGUCUGAGCAGCAGCAGUGACCUCACAGUUGCCGUAAGUGAAGAUGGUCUGAUUUUAGAGAGUCCAGAACCACAGCCAAAUCCCAGUGACAAGAUGGAGGGAGAAGAUGGAAUAGAGGCCUUAAAAUUAAUCCACUCUGAGCAAGAAAGAGGUGCCCUAUCCACCGAAAAACAUAAUUGUAUUUUGCAAACUCUAAGCUCUCCUGAUUCAAAAAAGGAAUCCUCCACUAACUCACCAACAAGAGAGCUCUAUAAUCACAGUGACAUUCUGAAAGAAGACCUUGAAGCCUGUGGAACAGCUGUCCUUCACCAGCCUCCGAGACUCUUCCCUGGAGGUGGCAGCCAUGAAAAAUCUGAACAAGCGUCAGCCUCAGGCUUGUUGAGGGCACAGUGGGGUCAGCACAUGGCCACCUUGAAAGAACGUGAUAAUUCUAUCACAGAAGAGGUAGCUAAGAAGUCUGAAGUUUCAGUCAAAAACGUGGACCAGAGGACAGGGGUUACAGCGUUAUUGAAAAAAGCCCCUACAGAAGAGUGUGACGAUAGUUCGGCCGUUCACAGUAAUGAAUCAUCUUGCAGCUUGCCAUCUAUUCUGAAUGACAGUAGUGGAAUAAAGGAAGCGAAACCCACUCUAUGGCUCAACAGUGUUCUUACAAGGGAACAAGACGUUUCAAGUGGCUGCGGAGACGAGAGCAAGGAAGAGAGCAUGGCAGCAAAGAUUCCAAUCACAGAAACAAAAGCCUACCAGUUGCUGAAGUGGUCUACCCUUCAGGAUAAUACAAAUCAAACUGAAGACAGGUUCCAAAAGGCAGAUGCUUCUGCAUCACAACUGUCAGGUGACUGCCAGUUAAGAAUCAGACUUGAAGCAGAAACAUCCAAGGCUGAAGUCACCCAGGGGGCAGAGGUCAAGGAUUGCCCUGCACGCUGAUAGCAUCAUGGGAACAGUCUGGUUCCCCUGGCUC